Messenger RNA from Tremella mesenterica DSM 1558, 2298 nucleotides. RefSeq lists its product as uncharacterized. The record is from RefSeq and is a predicted model, not a curated record. NCBI's taxonomy places the organism in Eukaryota, Fungi, Basidiomycota, Tremellomycetes, Tremellales, Tremellaceae. The annotation marks the transcript as partial. The transcript is spliced from 3 exons. Gene Ontology annotation, biological process: regulation of DNA-templated transcription; DNA-templated transcription. Gene Ontology annotation, molecular function: DNA-binding transcription factor activity, RNA polymerase II-specific; zinc ion binding; DNA binding.
AUGGUGGGCGACGACGACCCAAGUCUCAGAAACGGGAAUGAAGAAGGUGCCUCGAGAGCUGGGGAGAACGAUAACGUUUUACGUCCUAGGAGAGAUGAUAGUGGCUUGAGAAAUGAGAAGCAUGAUACUUCUCCAGGUAGAAGGAAAGAUGAUGUAUCACCUUCCGAUCCAGGUGGAAGGAAGGAAGAUGGAGAUGAUAUGAAAAGACACAAGGUCAUGAGAGCUUGUGAUGUUUGUAGAAGAAAGAAGAUACGGUGUGAUGGACCAAUGACUAGUGAUUCGGCCAGCAAAUGCGCACAUUGCCAAGAUUGCGGUUUUGAAUGCACCUACCUUGAAGCUGCCAAACGUCGCGGACCGCUGAAAGGAUAUGUGGAGACAUUAGAACAACGUUGUGGAAGACUAGAGAAUAUAUUGAAACAGCUUUACCCUCAAGUCGAUUUCAAUCAAUACGUCGGUCCAGUACCUGACAGGGAUCAUUUUGACAAUUCGGAAUACAUCGAAACUCUACGCAUAAUGCAGAUACCUCCUUGGCCGGCUGUCAAACCUUUCACAAUUCCCACUUCUCACCCUUCCAUCCGUGAAUCUUCAAGCGUCGAUUCAUCCGUUUCCUCCCCUGCCGCAGCCGCUCCUUCACCUUCUUUACGAGUUCUUGGACCUCUACCUUGGAAAUCAUACGAACAAGAUCCUAAUCGACCCCCUCAAGACGAGGAAGAUGCCGAAAAUCACCAUGCCGCUCAAGCCGAUAUCGCCAAAGCCAUGGCCAGACUCGAAGUCAGGGACAACACAUGGCGAUUUCACGGUAAAGCCUCUGCUGCACUUCUCACACGAGCCAUCGGUGACCUCAAAUACCGAGCUGGACGUCCCGAUUUGAUCGAUAGGAUACAUACUAGUAAAAGAGCGGAAUAUUGGCGCGUACCAGAAUGGGAAAUUGUCAUUGCCAAUGAAACUGUUCAACAGGUCGAUCUUUCCAUCUGGCCAGAACCAGAUCUCGCUACUUCACUCAUAGAUGCUUAUUUCACCCAUGUCAAUUUCCAUCUUCCAUUGUUAAACCACCUCAUCUUCCGACGUCAAUACGCCGAUAGAUUGUACGAUACCAAUCAUGAAUUUGCCAAGGUCUGUCUGAUGGUUUUCGCCAAUGGUUCGAGAUUUGUCGACGAUGAUCGAGUCUAUUGGCCUGUCGAUUCUGCAAUGUCUGAAGAAGGAAGGGAACGUCUGCGUUCUGACAAAGAUGGAACGUUGAAAUAUUCUGCGGGAUGGAAUUAUCUUCGAGCUUUGAUCAAGAUGGGUCGAAGUUUGAUGCAAACACCAACUUUAUUCGAAUUUCAAUGUCAAGUCCUCGUCUGUGCCUUCCUUCAAGGUUCCGCCGUACCACAUCUUAUGUGGCUUUGUUCUGGAAUGGGUUUACGAUCCGCUCAGGAACUUGGUAUACACGUACGAUCCACAUUGUUACACGCUCAUCCAGUCGAACGUGCAUUGUUCGGACGAGCUUUCUGGUGUUUAUAUCACAUUGACAGAGUCAACUGUGCCGCCAUCGGUAGAAGUGUCGCUUUGCAGGAUACGGAUUUCGAUGCAGAUUAUCCGAUCGCUGUGGAUGACGAAUAUUGGGAGACUGGUGACCCAACAAGAGAUUUCAAACAACCUGAAUCUGCUGGUGUUCCAAAAGUAACAGCUUUCAUUCAUCUAUUGAAACUUGAUCAUGUCAUCGGUGCGGCUCUUCGUACUAUCUACGCUAUCAAUCAAUCCCCCGAACAUCGUGCCGAUUCGGCGGGAAAACGUGCUGUUGUAGUUGAACUCGAUUCCGCUCUCAACACAUGGGCAGAUGCUGUACCUGAUGGUUUACGAUGGGAUCCAACACGUUCAGAUCAACAAUUAUUCGAACAAUCAGCAAUCAUGUAUAGUCAUUAUUAUUAUUGUCAAAUCCUCAUUCAUAGACCUUAUCUUCCUUUACCCAAACAAGGUGAACAUAUCGAUCCACAAGUAUCCGAAUUAGGUUUACCUUCUCUGGCCAUUUGUGCCAAUGCGGCAAGAUCGAUAUGUAACAUUCUCGAUGCUGUACUUCGUCGUGGUAGACAAUUCGGUGCAUUACCAGGAAGAGCUAUAAACGUUUCUUUCAUGUUACCAGCUUAUGUAGCUGCUGUCACUCGACUUCUAGGUGUUUACCUCGGAAAUCCUAGUUCACAAGAAAGAGAACGUGCAAUCACAGAUGUCAAACGAUGUAUCGCGGCUAUGAAAGAGAUGGAGAUGACAUGGCGUCAAGCUGGGAAAAUGACGGAUAUGUUAGUAGAAUUGGUCAAGGAU